AGAGGGACGGGAGCGGGGUAGGGGCAGCCCUUUCCCAGGCGGUAGCGGGGGCGGUGGUGCUGUUGCCCUUUUAAGCUGCGGCUUGACAGGAGCAGCACCUCCUGUCGGUGGAGUCUGUUACAAGGGGAGCAGCCGCCCAGGCCGCCACACAGCUCCCCGCAGAGGCCUCGGUGCCCCUUGCCAUUUUCCAGCCCUACUCCGACUAGAGUCCAGGCAGCGGGGAGAGGCGGAGCCGCGAGAGCGCCGCCGAGAGGUCCCGCGGGUGGUCGCGGCCAUGACAGCGGCUUCCGACCGGCUCACCUUCCGCGCCCCUCCCGCCAGAGUCAGGUUUUCCUUGUUCCCGCAUGUUCAGCCAAUCGUGUUUAAGGAGAAACUAACAAUGAAAACGGACUCCUUGAUGGAGGAAAAGUUGGAAUGCAGCCUCUGGUGCUGUUUGAGCGAUCUCUCUAUCCCGGGUCGCUGCUGUGUUCUGGAAAGGCGCAUUGUACCCUGGAUGCAGCAGCUUCAUCAGCAAUGGAAGUGGUUGAUAUGUGGACUCUGCAGAUUAUAUAACCUUCCUAAGCACCCGAAUGUUGAGAUGCCAGAUCAACCACUACCCAUGGGUCAGAAUGGGACAACAGAAGAAGUGACUUCAAAAGAAGAGGAAGAAGAAGAGAUGGAUGAAGAUAUAGAAGACUUAGGUCACUAUGAGAUGAAAGAAGAGCCUACUAGUGAGAAGAAGUUGGAGGAUGAAGGAACUGAAAAAGAAAAUUGGGCAAUAUUAGAGAAAAUUAGGAAGACUGAAAGGCAAGGCCAUUUAAAUGUGCUGCAGUGUCUGGGUCAGUGCAAGCUUCAGAUAGACUUAAGAAAGAGUUCAGGGACUUAUACAGAUCACAGAGUUAUAAGACAGGUUGACCCUGAUAGUCCUUUGCACAGUGAUCUUCAGAUCUUAAAAGAAAAAGAAGAGAUAGGAGACAUUUUGCUUAUGUUUUAAGUGUUCCUGACAUCUCAGAGGAUGGUGUCUUCUGGCUUACUCUGGGAAAUGCUGCUCUGUUGGAAAUCUGGAGUUCUAAGUGAUCCCCAUGCGUUUUCUGCUGCAGAGCAGGACAUGCUGAAGUGAUUCCUUCGUGAGCAGAUAUCAGAGGUCUCCCUUUGACAGCUUGUUACAAAGUUGAUCACAAAUAUACUAUUACGGGGAGUGGAAGUCCCAGGUUGGGUGUGAAGCAGAGUUGUUUAGAAUUGUGUACUAUUUUGUUACCUUUAAAUCUUUUCUAGGCUGUUUUGGUUUUGGCAGUAAAAUUGCUAUAAAAAGUACUUCUCUUGGCAUACAACCUAAUGGUCAGUUUUGGAAGUUCAGUGUUAGGUAACCCAGCCAAAUACUUACGUAUACAAAAUAAACACAAGACUGAAAAAUAGUAAAUGUUUAACCUUUGUGUCUCUUGCUCACUACAGCAGCCUUUAACUAGCCACCAAGCCAUAGUUCUUUUGUUUGUCAUAGUUGAAUUUCAAAAUGUCUUUUUAAUGAAGCCCUUCCUGAUUGGGGAGAAAGGACGACAUAAGUAUUGUGCUUUAGUUUUAUUUGCUGGUUUAUAAAAUUGUGUAUGUUGACUCAAUAUCCCCAUAAGCAUAGUGAAAGGAAAACAGGUCAUUUUUUGUUCAGAAUCUUAUUUUAGAAAAAAAAAAGAUCAAAGAAAAGAUUUGCAUAAAAAUCUGCAAAUUCAGGAUAAAUGUAUGAAAACAUUUUAAAAUGUGAUUAUAAAAUAGACCAGUAUAGCUUUUCAACAUUUGGUUGUAAGAAUCCCAAGAAUGUAAGUUUAUGAUCCUGGUAUACCACCUAGAAUCGAGACAAAUACAUGAGGUUAUGAAUCAUGCCAUUUUCAGUUUUAAAAUCUGUUACAUAGUUUCUUCAUUGAUUCUUUUUUGCCACAGUGUGUUAUGGUCCUCAUUAUUUGGAUGAAUAAUUUGAAUAAUAAGUCAGCUUGUGACUUACCUAAAUAAAUCUUCUGAUUCCUAGUAAAGUGUUUUUCAUUAUAUGAAAUGCCAGCUAUAUAAGAGGAGAUUAAAAGUACUACGAACUGUAAGUUCCGCAUUAACCAUGGGCCAGGCACGGUGGCACACACCUAUAAUCCCAGCACUUUGGGAAGCUGAGGCGGGUGGAUCACUUGAGGUCAGGAGUUCAAGACCAGCCUGGCCAAGAUGGUGAAACCCCAUCUCUACCAAAAAUCCAAAAAUUGCCAGAUGUGGUGGUGCAUACUGGUAAUCCCAGCUACUCAGGAGGCUGAGUCAGGAGAAUCGCUUGAACUCGGGAGGUGGAGAUUGCAGUGAGCUGAGAUCGUGCCACUGCGCUCCAGCCUGGGUGACAAAGAUAAACUGCAUCUGAACAAAAAAGAAAAAGAAAA
Pan troglodytes (chimpanzee) is the source of this 2378-nucleotide messenger RNA. RefSeq names its product ubiquitin-conjugating enzyme E2 Q2-like. NCBI's taxonomy places the organism in Eukaryota, Metazoa, Chordata, Mammalia, Primates, Hominidae. The transcript is spliced from 8 exons. The coding region runs from base 275 to 973 and encodes 232 amino acids. The record is from RefSeq and is a predicted model, not a curated record.